AUGAAUACAGGUGGACGCAGGCUGAAGCAGUGGCUGAUUGAGCAGAUUAACAGUAAUAUAUAUUCGGGAUUGCUGUGGGAAGACGAGGCUCACUCCAUGUUUCGCAUCCCGUGGAAACAUGCAGGAAAACAGGACUACAAUCAAGAGGUGGACGCAUCUAUCUUUAAAGCCUGGGCAGUGUUUAAGGGUAAAUUUAAAGAAGGCGAUAAAGCUGAACCUGCGACAUGGAAGACCAGACUACGAUGUGCCCUCAACAAGAGUCCAGAUUUUGAAGAGGUCACAGAUCGCUCCCAGUUGGACAUCUCAGAACCCUACAAGGUAUACAGGAUCGUCCCAGAAGAGGAGCAGAAAUCUGGUAAAAGUGGCAGCAGUGUGUUGAAUAUGAGCUGUUCCAGUGAAGGAGUUGAGAUGGAGUGCAGUUCAGCAGACCUGGAUCAACUCAUCAAAGAGUCAUCAAAUGAUGAAUACACCAGCAUUGUUAAAAGAAGCCAUUCUCCUAUGGAUGAAAACUGCAAUGUACAGCCAACGCAAGAAUGGUGGCAGCAAAGCUCUCACAACGUUCUCCCUAUACAUCUGGACCCAUCACCAGUAAACUCCUUUACUGCUGCUUUUUCUCAGAUGAUGGUCUGUUUCUACUAUGGAGGAAAACUCAUGGGAAACACUCUGACCACUAACCCUGAGGGCUGCCGCAUUUCUCCAUACCAGCCCUCUGUUGGCAACGUGCUUCUCUAUGGCCCUGACAGCCUACAGACCGUGCGCUUCCCAUCCAUCGAUCUCAUCGAGAGCGAUCGUCAGCGCUGCGUCACCCGCAAGCUCUUUGGCCACUUGGAGCGUGGCAUACUCCUGCGUGCUAACAGAGAGGGCAUCUUCAUCAAACGUCUCUGUCAGAGUCGAGUGUUUUGGAGCGGCCAAGACUCCCAGUACAACUCUAGUGGCAGCAAGCUGGAAAGGGACGCCGUGGUCAAGAUCUUUGACACUGGAAGGUUUUUGCAUGCUCUCCAGCUGUAUAAGGACAACCAGUAUCCAGCUCCCGAUCCCACUGUCACUCUGUGUUUUGGGGAGGAAUUUACUGACUUCAGCACUGCAAAGAACAAGCUGAUCAUUGUGCAGAUCACUGCAGUGAACUGUCAGCAGCUAUUGGAUGCAGUGACCACCCGCAGAUCUCAGUACAGCGGUAGCAACAUGGAGAUCUCUGAUGAGAUGGCCAGUGAUCAGAUGGCUCGCAUUUACCAAGACCUUUGCAGCUACCCUGUUCCACAGCGGCCACCCUGCUACAGGGACAACAUGCCCAUCAUUGCCUAAAACAGAUCUGAUGCCAGCUUAAACAAACACGCACUUCACAAACAGCAUUUUUUAAAACAGCAUUUUUCUCAUGACAGCUAUAAGCAUUAGCAGCAAGACGUGUGGUUUAGUUUAGCUACAUGUAGCUUAUUCAGGUAUUCGUUCUCAGGAUUUUCUCUUUUUUUGUUAGAAGUUCAUGUUUCAGUCUGAAAGCUUAUUUUUAUUACAUUGAUUUUUUAUGUUUUUAUGUUUUCAUUUUGACAUGUAUGUAUAUUUACUGUAAGCUGAAAAUAGAUAGGUUUUACUAUCUUUAUGUUUUUGUA
This is a messenger RNA of Trichomycterus rosablanca, 1604 nucleotides long. RefSeq names its product interferon regulatory factor 8 (gene irf8). Bases 1 to 1302 code for a protein of 433 amino acids. The transcript has 8 exons. Gene Ontology annotation, molecular function: protein binding; RNA polymerase II cis-regulatory region sequence-specific DNA binding; DNA-binding transcription factor activity, RNA polymerase II-specific. The record is from RefSeq and is a predicted model, not a curated record. Gene Ontology annotation, biological process: regulation of transcription by RNA polymerase II; immune system process. Lineage: Eukaryota; Metazoa; Chordata; Actinopteri; Siluriformes; Trichomycteridae. Gene Ontology annotation, cellular component: nucleus.